Molecule: messenger RNA, 2104 nt
Organism: Sinocyclocheilus rhinocerous
Lineage: Eukaryota; Metazoa; Chordata; Actinopteri; Cypriniformes; Cyprinidae
Gene: unc45b
Product: unc-45 myosin chaperone B
Cellular component (GO): cytoplasm
Molecular function (GO): Hsp90 protein binding
Source: RefSeq, a predicted model, not a curated record
AUGGAGUCUAUCGAUGUGGAUGCUGCCGACAUCAAGGCUCUGUACAGAAGAUGUCAAGCGCUCGAGAAGCUUGACAAACUAGACAUGGCCAUCAAGGAUGUCCAGAGAUUUUCAACCUUAGAGCCGAAAAACAAGACCUUCCUCGAGACCCUCAGAAGACUCGGAGCUGAGAUCCAACAGAAGCUGAAAACAACCUUCUCAACAGACUCCAGAGUACAGAACAUGUUUGACAUUCUGUUUUCAGAUGAAUCCGAUAAGGAAAAGCAAGAAAAGGCUGCCAACAACCUGAUUGUCCUGGCCAGAGAGGACGCGGGUACAGAGAGAAUAUUCCAGAAUAUGCCUUUACUCGUGCAACUCAUUGACACAGGAAAACCUGAGAUGAUCCUGGCUGCCAUCCGAACCCUGUCAGGAAUGUGCACAGGCCACAGAGCAAGGGCAACUGCCAUCAUCCACACGGUGGGAAUUAGCAAGCUGUGCAGCAUCAUGGCCGUAGAUAAUGAAGAGAUCGCUCUGGCCACUGCAAACCUGUUCCAGUGUGUCUAUGACUCCCUUUCUGGAGGAGACAAGAGAAAUUACGGCAAAGAAGAGGCCCUUGUACUCGACUCCAGUAAGGACUUGAAGGAUAUUCUGCUUGCCUUGUUGGAAAUGAUCGCAAGCAAGAAGGUGUCUGGACACGGCCGAGACCAGGCUCUGAACCUCCUGACCAAGAAUGUGCCAAGAAAAGACAAGAAAAACACAGAUAGCUCCAAAGGCCUUUUCACCAUUGACCAUGGUCUGAAGAAGAUUCUGAAGGUCUGCGGUCAGGUUCCAGACCUUCCGGAUCAGUUGCCGUUGACAGAAAACACACAGCUGAUUGCUAGUGUUCUCCUCAACAAGCUCUACGAUGACAUGCGCUGUGACUCUGAGAGAGAUAACUUCAGAGAUAUCUGUGAUGAAUACUUUAAGAGCAAGUUUGACCCCAACGACAUGGACAGAAACAUCCAUGCUAUCAAUACUAUGUCAGGCAUUCUUCAGGGGUCUUUCGAUGUGGGCAACGUCCUUGCGGGUCGUCAGGGCGUUAUGGAGAUGUUGGUGGCCCUGUGUGGAUCCGAGCGUGAAGUGGACCAGUUGGUAGCAGUGGAGGCCCUCAUUCAUGCGUCCACCAAAACCAGCAAAGCCGCCUCCUUCAUCAGCAAUGGAGUAACACUGCUGAAGGACAUGUACAAGAAAACUAAAAAUGAGAAGAUCAAGAUCAGAGCCCUUGUGGGUCUGUGUAAACUGGGAUCCGCUGGAGGAGAUGAUUACAGCAUGAGCCAAUUUUAAGAGGGCUCCACUGAGAAACUGGCCAAGCAGUGCAGAAAGUGGCUCUGCAACCCUACACUUGAUGUGCGUACAAGGAAAUGGGCCGUUGAAGGUUUGGCUUACCUUACGAAUGAUGCUGAUGUAAAAGAUGACUUUGUUGAGGAUGAAGCAGCCAUGAGAGCCAUGUUUGAACUUGCCAAGUCAAAAGAUAAGACCAUCCUAUAUGCUGUCGCCUGCACCCUGGUCAAUUGCACCAACAGCUAUGACAAGAAAGAGAUCAUCCCUGAGAUGGUGCAGCUGGCCAAGUUCUCCAAACAACACGUCCCUGAGCAGCACCCGAAGGAUAAGAAGGACUUCAUUGAAAGGCGAGUAAAGAGGCUAUUGAAAGCUGGAGUCACAUCAGCUCUCGCUGUCAUGAUCAAAGCAGAUAAUUCUAUCCUGACUGAUCAGACCAAAGAGAUGCUAGCAAGAGUGUUUCUUGCCUUGGCACAAAAUAUUAAAGAUCGUGGCACAAUUGUAGCUCAAGGUGGAGGAAAGGCUUUGCUACCAUUAGCCCUGGAGGGAACUGACAAAGGAAAAAUAAAGGCCAGCCAUGCUCUGGCAAAGAUAGCAGCCGUCUCCAACCUUGAAAUCGCCUUCUCUGGCGAGAGAAUAUAUGAAGUUGAUUCAUGACUGGUCAUACAUUUUCAAUUGGAGACAGAUCUGGACUGCAGGUAGGCCAGUCUAACACAUUCACUCUGUCGCUACGAAACCACGCUGCUGUAGCACAUGCAGAAUAAGAGCUGGCAUUGUCUUGAUCUAAUAACCAUAGACUUACCAUGAA